Rosa chinensis is the source of this 897-nucleotide messenger RNA. Its product is annotated as putative nuclease HARBI1. The coding region runs from base 1 to 897 and encodes 298 amino acids. The record is from RefSeq and is a predicted model, not a curated record. NCBI's taxonomy places the organism in Eukaryota, Viridiplantae, Streptophyta, Magnoliopsida, Rosales, Rosaceae. The transcript has a single exon.
AUGCUUGCUUAUGGUGCCGGAGCAGAUCAAUAUGCUGAGUAUUGUCGGAUGGCAACAUUUACCUCCAUCGAGGCUCUGAAACAAUUUACAAGAGGAAUCGUUAAUCUGUACUCGGCAGAAUACCUCCGGGCUCCUACUCCGGCCGACCUCAGAAGACUUCUCGCCAAAGUUGAGAGAAGAGGCUUUCCUGGGAUGAUUGGAAGCAUCGACUGCAUGCACUGGCAAUGGAAGAAUUGCCCAACAGGUUGGGCUGGAGAAUACAGCUGUCGAAAACGUGUGCCCACUAUCAUCCUUGAAGCAAUCGCAUCUUAUAACUCAUGGAUAUGGCAUGCCUUCUUUGGAAUGCCUGGAUCAUGCAACGACCUCAACGUGCUUGCUAAGUCCCCAUUGUUUGACGAGCUGACUACUGGUCGAGCCCCUAAGAUCCAAUUUCAAGUGAAUAACAGAAUUUACUAUCUUGCUGAUGGCAUCUAUCAUCAAUGGGCGACUUUCGUGAAAUCAAUUCCAAGGCCUACACGACCCAAGGAUCUGAAGUUUUCCCAGGCUCAAGAGGGGUACAGGAAGGAUGUGGAGAGAUGUUUCGGCAUUUUACAGACGCGCUUCAGUAUUGUUCGAGGAGCGGCUCGUGGCUGGGAUAGAGAAGACCUUCGAUACAUCAUGCUGACAUGUAUUAUAUUACACAACAUGAUAAUCGAGGAUGAAAGACCAGAUGAUAGUGAUAAGGAUUUGGAGUCCAAUAAAGAAGAGGAUAACAAUAUGAGGCCCAGGUUUAGGAAGGACCGACUGGUGAUGACUUCGAUCCUGUUGGUAGAGAUGGUUAUUACUUCAACGGAUUCAUGGAUUGAUACGAUGCCAUUAGAAGUACAAACAGUCACUCAAACCUUCAAGAAGAUCUGA